UCUAGAAUAAUGGUGGGAUUAUGCAUGGGCGGGUAUAAAAAACAAGUUUUUCAAAAUUCACUUAUUUAUUAUUAAUUUAAAGUAAAAUUAUUUGGUGGGAUAUUCGUAAAAAAAAGUUUGAAAAAAAUUUAAUCACUGCUAUGACAGUUCACGGUACAAAAAAAAUAGUAUGAAUAUGGAAUCGUUUUGUUUUGGAGAUUAUGAAGGGAUCCAUCAAGCGUCGAAAUCGACCUCUAUUGUUAGGGGUGGAAAAGAUAUUGAAAAAGGGAUAUAUUCAAGCAGAAAAUUCAACAUCAACUACAGGUGAAACAGAGGAAAUAGCAAAAAUGUCUGUUAGAAAUUUAACAAACUCACAUUGGAAAGUGGUCAACAUUGUACGUGAUUUUGUGUAUUCUAAAGUAAAGACUCCAGAUUUCCCGUUAGAAUUAAAUAAAGAAUUGGCAGUGUUUUUGCAAAAAAUCAAACCAAGUAUUUAUGGUUCAAAAAUAAUACGUGAUUUUGGAUCAAAAGCAAUUACUCAAGAACCGAAUAAAAUCGAAAAUCAAACCAAAGUUCAGAAUAAAGUAGAAACGAUUACGAAAAAUGACAGUUAUAAAUUACAAAAUAUGUUUAACCAGCUUGGAUUUGGAAAUAGCAAAGAAACUAGUGGUAAAGAAGCCAAAAUAUCAACAGUUCCCAAUUGGAAACAGAAACAACAAAAUUUGAUAAUCUCAAAAUCGAGUAUAAGUUCUCGAACUAGUCAUAUUAUUACAAUGAUUGCUACGGCUGAAUCAGAGGAAUCUUUGUUAAAACGUAUUCAAGCUUUAUCAGAACAUUUAUCACAGUUUCCAGACGCUAAAAAUCAAGCAGUCAAAGGUGGUGCUAUACGGGUUUUAUUACGAAUACGUGAAAAUCGCAAAAGCGAAGCACUUCAAGCAACUAUUUGUGAAGCAUUUGCACGAUUAGGUCAUGUUGAUCCACCUUUAGGACGUGGUAUAAGAAUAUUAUCGAUUGAUGGAGGUGGAAUUCGUGGUUUAGUUGUAAUUGAUAUGUUGAAGAAAAUUGAAGAAUUGACUGGCAAGAAAAUUUAUGAAUUAUUUGAUUACGUAUGUGGAGUUAGUACGGGUGCUAUUUUGACGACAGCUAUAAUUGCAAAUAAAAGAAGUUUGGAAGAGUCCUCAAAGUAUUAUAAAGAAUUAAGUACACAAAUAUUUACACAAAAUGCUUUACUCGGUACAAGCAAUCUCGUAUUAAAACAAGCGUAUUACGAUACUGGACUUUGGGAGAAAAUGUUAAAAGAAUAUUUAGGAGAAGUUCCAUUUAUUAAGACUGCACAAGACCAACGAUGUCCGAAACUUUCAACGGUGUCUGCAGUUGUUAAUCAAUCACAAAUAUCUGCUUAUUUAUUCCGAAAUUACGCACUACCAUAUAGAGUGUGCUCUCAGUAUAUGGGAAGCAGUGAUUGUGCAGUAUGGCAAGCGGCCAGAGCAUCUGCUGCAGCUCCUACCUAUUUUGAAGAAUUCAUGUUAGAUGGAUUAUUACAUCAAGAUGGCGGUAUAAUGGUUAAUAAUCCAACUGCAAUUGCCAUUCAUGAGGCUAAACAAUUAUGGCCAGGUCAUCCAAUUCAAUGUGUCUUGUCCUUUGGAACUGGUCGAGCCUCACCUAUUGCUCACGAUAGUGAAGACAAUUCAACAGCAGCUAGUUCAUCGUGGAAAAAUAAAUUUCUUAAGAUUUUGGAUAGUGCCACAGACACAGAAGGUGUGCAUACUGUCUUAAGUGAUUUAUUAGAACCACACGUGUAUUAUCGUUUCAAUCCAUACUUAACCGAAUAUUUAAGUAUGGUAGAAAUACGUCCCGAAAAAUUAAAACAAAUGGAACAAGAUUGUGCAAUGUAUUUACGACGGAACGAAGAAAAAUUUGAAAAAGCUGCCAAACAGUUAACACUACAAAGAUUGCCUAGCCAGAAAUUAGCUGAUUGGGCACACAAACAACAGAUUAUUUUAGGUGUUAAGAGUGCAAUGUAAUUUUGUUGAAUUGUAAACAAAUUGUUUCCUUCUUUGUGGCAGCAACAACAACAAAACCGGGAAAUCUGAG
Chrysoperla carnea is the source of this 2073-nucleotide messenger RNA. Its product is annotated as calcium-independent phospholipase A2-gamma-like. The transcript is spliced from 4 exons. Gene Ontology annotation, biological process: arachidonate metabolic process. Lineage: Eukaryota; Metazoa; Arthropoda; Insecta; Neuroptera; Chrysopidae. The record is from RefSeq and is a predicted model, not a curated record. Bases 201 to 2003 code for a protein of 600 amino acids. Gene Ontology annotation, cellular component: membrane.